AUGCCUGCUGAUUGGGAGGCCUUAUUCCUGGGCCGGAAUAGCUCUGACGCAGCGACUGAACAUGCAGCCCUGGAACUGCGUCGAAUACUGUGGCGGGCGGCCAUCCGUGGUGAGCAAAUGCCUCUAGCAGAAGCCAGUUCAACAUCGUGUUAUCGCUCGACCAUGGUACCGCUGGAAACAAGAAGACACGCAAGACCACUCAAUACGGCCGAUUCCUGGCUCUCGCCGGGCUAUGUCUAUGGUCAUUGCGAUUUCUGGAGUUUCGACGUCGGACGCGUGUAUUCGCACCAAGACCUAAUAAGACCGAUAAACCGGCAAUAG
Aspergillus viridinutans is the source of this 321-nucleotide messenger RNA. RefSeq lists its product as uncharacterized. Lineage: Eukaryota; Fungi; Ascomycota; Eurotiomycetes; Eurotiales; Aspergillaceae. The record is from RefSeq and is a predicted model, not a curated record. The transcript has 3 exons. The coding region runs from base 1 to 321 and encodes 106 amino acids.